AUGGCCAAGUCGACGCGUUAUUUCGCCCAGGACGAAAACCUUCAAAUCUUCCAGGACGACAUGUUUGACAAUUCUCGUCCCAUGACGAGCCACGCUCCCAUGCCUUCCGUCACUCGCCCGCCCCGUCGCCCCUUGAGUGCUUCCAGCUCCAAUGUCGUUCUCGAUCCGCCUUCUAUGAGCUUUUCCGGCUACUCGCCUUACAAGACGAAAUCUGCCUCGCCUCGCUCACCUCUCAAGUCCUCCCAGGGCUCCAGACUCAACAUGGUCUCCAUGGCUCCUCCCAUGGCCAAGCGUCACACCACCGACAACCUCCAAAAAAGACCUCAGCUUUCCAAAUUCAAGACGGGCCCCCAAAAACCAACAUUUGAAGUCAAUUUCGGCAAGGAAAAUGUCCACCCACACAUCUUUCCAGCUCCUCCGACAAUCAACAUCUCCAUGGAAAAUUACUACCAGCAGAAACCAAACCCCAACGGCAAGCGUGGCCUCAUGGAGGCCGCUCCCAUCCGAGAUCCCCGUGCUAAGAAGCCAAAAGUGGACGACAACGGACUGCCACCUCACGACUCCUUCCCUCCCAUUUCCGACGACGGCACAAAGCCUCCCCACAGCUACGCUCAGCUCAUUGGCAUGGCCAUUCUCCGAUCCCCCAUGCGUCGACUCACCCUCGCUCAGAUUUACAAGUGGAUCAGCGACAACUACUCCUUUUACAACCCUGAUGAUGCCGGCUGGCAAAAUAGCAUCCGUCACAACCUGAGUCUGCACAAGAACUUUAUCAAGAUUGAACGACCCAAGGACGACCCCGGCAAGGGUAACUAUUGGGGCAUUGAGCCUGGCACCGAGCAACAGUUUCUCAAGGAGAAGCCUCCGCGCAAGUCGGCUCCCUCUGCAGAGAACCUUCCCGUCAUGUCGACGCGUCUUGAGCCCUCGAUGCGCUCUGCACCCAACAUGAGUCUCUUGGAGCCCACUCUCCCUCCCCAAGGUUCUCGUCGCCAGUCUGCUCUGCCGCCUCUGCCUACCUCACAGGCCACCCUGUCCAUGCCCGCCGAGAUCUCCUCCGACGCCACCAUCCCCAUCUCAGACUCAGCCGCUCCCGAAGACGGGGCUGACCGCCACGACAACGAGCUGCCUCAUGAUGCCAUGUAUUCGCCUCUGCCCGCCACCAUGCACUCGUCACCGCCUGUGCCUCGACAGGGAGAGCGAAGCGGCACUCCGCCUCCCAGGACUGGCCAGCCUGCCUCUUCCAUCACGCGCUCCCACAAGCGCAAGUUUGCCUCUAUGGACGACAGCGGCUAUAUCUCCUCCCUUGAGUCUUCCGUCAUGCGCCCCAACCAAAAAGCCAUGCUUCUUACUUCGGAAGCUGAUCGUCCUCGCAUCAAGCGCGGCCGCGCUGAGGAGGAAAUUGCCCGCCUGCGCCACUCUUCCCCGUUUAGCCCGACCAAGUCUCGCUCCCUGUCCGUCUACGGCCCCAUCUCUUCCUCUCCAUUGAGACACGCCUCGGAAGGCCACGCUCUACUGCCUCUGACCCCCAUCGUCAAGAUGAAGCCUCCUGCCCGUCCUCCUCCCUCGGUCUCUCCCAACACCAACCUUCGGAUCCACCGCGACAAGGUCCGUCACAUGCUCCAGUCGCCUCUCCGCCGCGUCAUCGGCGUCAGUGAGGAAGCUCUGCCCUGGAGCCCGGCUUUUAACCUUGACGAGACUCUGUACGCCUUUGAUGACAUUUCAAGCAAUGUCAAUGACUUUGACAUCUUUCAAGAUAUUGCUGGCUUGGACGAAAACACCUUUCCCGUCAUUGGUUCCGCGGACUCGGGCUCUCCCGUGAAACGCUCAGCCAAGCGCGCUCGCCUGGACCGAUCUGUUUCUUCGUCAGGCCUUGACCAGCUUACGGGCUCGGUCAAGAAGACGAUUACCUCUGCUCCUCUGCUACGCGUUCCCGAGCACUCACCGCUACGCUUCCUGGACACUCCGAGCAAAGUCUUUGAAGGCCUUAGCUCUCCUUCCAAGAUGCUGCAGCAGUCUCCAACGCGAGCCUCGCCGAGCAAGUUUUCUGCUGCCAUGCUGGAAAUAUCGGCCGAUGACACGUGGCCGUCGUUGGUCAUGGACCCGAGCGAAUUCGCCUCGGCCAAUGAGAAUACGGAAUUUGGCGGUCUUGAUAUCCUUCAGGGCUUCCAAAAGAUAGGCUCUGGCUCUCAACAGUCCAAGCCUGCGCGCCCUACCAAACCCGCUCUGGGGCGCAGUUACUCGACGGCAUUUUGA
Messenger RNA from Beauveria bassiana ARSEF 2860, 2250 nucleotides. Its product is annotated as fork head domain-containing protein. Gene Ontology annotation, biological process: regulation of transcription by RNA polymerase II. Gene Ontology annotation, cellular component: nucleus. The transcript has a single exon. Gene Ontology annotation, molecular function: DNA-binding transcription factor activity, RNA polymerase II-specific; RNA polymerase II cis-regulatory region sequence-specific DNA binding. NCBI's taxonomy places the organism in Eukaryota, Fungi, Ascomycota, Sordariomycetes, Hypocreales, Cordycipitaceae. The record is from RefSeq and is a predicted model, not a curated record. The coding region runs from base 1 to 2250 and encodes 749 amino acids.